Nilaparvata lugens (brown planthopper) is the source of this 2218-nucleotide messenger RNA. RefSeq lists its product as uncharacterized. The coding region runs from base 799 to 1284 and encodes 161 amino acids. Gene Ontology annotation, molecular function: single-stranded RNA binding. NCBI's taxonomy places the organism in Eukaryota, Metazoa, Arthropoda, Insecta, Hemiptera, Delphacidae. Gene Ontology annotation, biological process: retrotransposition. The transcript is spliced from 4 exons. The record is from RefSeq and is a predicted model, not a curated record. Gene Ontology annotation, cellular component: ribonucleoprotein complex.
UUUACAAACAUAUGUUUAAAGGGCUAUAUGCUUUUUAUUUAGUUGGCAUUCGCUAGUCUACGAUUUCUAGAUUUCUACUUCCUACAUCACAAUUUGCUAUCGAUUCAGUUCCAAUUAACCUAACUUCUACAAUUCUCACAUUUAAAGGUAAUUAACUUAUUUUAUUCUACAUAUCCCAUCUUGUGGCCUUUUUUAUAUGAUGCUUAGAGAAGAAACACAUAAUUAAAAAUUGUUCUUUGGUUUGUUACUUGCCUCUAUCGGUUGGAGUGAAUUGAAAAUCGAAUUUGGCUACACAAGGUGAUACUUCAAUACUAAAUUUAUUCAGGUAGGAAAGCAGCAAUAAACUCAUCCAACGACAAAAAUUUGUGAUGAUGGGUCUGGAAAAACAUUAGAGGUUCACCACUCAACAAACUGAUUAAUCGGAGUCGCCACAUAUUCCAAGAGGAUUCAUGGCGGUGACUGGAGAUAUCUGGGCAGUGGAUUCCAUAGCGCCCCCCUCAGCAUCGACCACCGCUACUUCGACUGUCUGCUACCUCACUUUGUGCGGACGAAGAGAGACUCAUUUUAAAAGGAUAAUGUGUCAAAAAUUUAAAAAAGUGAAAGUAUGGCUAACAAGGCCUUCAUAGGUCCACAAGAUAGAACUGUAAAAAAGUGGAGUGUUCAAAAAGUUUUCCUAAUAAGGAGUACCUCAAUUUCAUAUGACAGGGGUGGCCGGCCGAUAAAGGAGUGCUAAAGGAAUUCGUUGCUGAACUCUUAUCAGAUGAUAUUUUCGUCAAUAAUCUUGUCGACCGAGUUGUCAUGGAGCUCAAUGAUAGUUUCGACGAGGUGAUAAAGGCUCGAUUUCUAAGCGAAUGCGAACCUCGUUUAUCUGCAAUGGAGGAGAGGAUCGCUUCAUUGGAGACUAAGAUUCAAGCCAUGAGUAAGGCGUCCGUGGAACGUGCUGAGGCGUAUGAGCGAAAAUUGGACGCUCAAGAGCAGUAUCAGCGCCGAAGUAAUGUCUGUAUCUUCGGACUUCCUGAGAAGAGUGGAGAGAAUGUUACCGAGGUUGUCACUAAACUAUGUAGUGACAAACUCAAGUUCUCGAUUGAUGCAACACUGAUCGAUCUCUGUCAUCGUGUGGGUCGCCUUCACUCGAGACCUGGUGAGACUGAGGCCAGGCCGCGCGCAAUAAUUGUCAAAUUCAUAAGUUAUCAGCGUACUGUGAUAGCGGCGAGGAGGCAGCUCAAUGGCUCCGUGAUGACGGUGAGAGAGGAGCUCACUCGGCGGCGUGAUACUUUUCCGUGAUGUCAAUCAUUCCGUAGCAAUUGCUAGACACCAGAUUCGAUCUUAAAUAAGGAAUAUGAAGAGAAUUUGAUUACUAAUAAAAGACAGAUAAUUUAAGUUUAUUUAUUGUAAAGCAAGAACUAUUCUCUCACUCAUCUCUGAUGUGAUGUAUACGUCAUACUAUUUCCACCAAUAGCAAAAUUCUAUGCAAAUUAAGUAAGACGGAACUGCUCAGCAAAAGUUUUUCGAGAAGAGAGACACUACUUCCCUUUUAAUGCCUUCACUGUGAAGACCUUGUUCUAAAAGUUACCAUUUUUCUAGUGAGAUUCUUAUUGUUAAAUUCAUGUAUUUUGAUUGUUAGCCCAUAUCUGAGGCAAUAUUAUUCGUUAUAUUUGUGAAAUCUAUCACUUGAUUACUUCCAUAAACCUGGAUUUUAUUAUUCAUUUUUUAUUAGUGAAGGAAAUAAUUAAUUUCUAAAAAAUCUCCCAUGUGCUGGAGAUUGAAGCUUGGACGAACCAUCGAGUCUAAAUUAAUUCAAAGAAACCACAAUACCAAGAACGAUCACAUGAGUUCUCUUUUAUUUUAUGGGCCCCAGCCUUCGCUUCGAAAAGAAAUCACUUCAAUUUUUUCUUCGCUAAUUAUUAAUGGCCACAUCGAAAGCGCAAAUAGCUUAAGUGUACUGAAUUGUGAUUGUAGGUUUUGUGUCCUUAUCUGCCUGAACCACGACCCUGAUUAAAUUUCACAUAUUGUAAUAUUUUCUAGUCAAAUCAUUGGAAUAAUAAUUUAUCUUUAAGGAUUUUUAAACUUUGUAAAGAAGAACGUGCAUGAUAGCCCAGCAUCAUAGCACUAAUCCAAAUAAGCCUGUCAGCAGAAAAUUAUUCAAAACCUUUUUAUCAAAUCUUGAAACUGUACUGUUUAUUAAUUAUUAUUACUGCUCAUUAUAUUUAAAAUUUAA